GUGGGCGGAGCCGCGGCCGAGCAGUUCAUUAUGUUGGACAGGGCGCGUCUGCGCCUCCGGCCGCCGCGGCUCCCGGGGCCUCUGCCUGCAGCCGGCGGCGGAAUGGGGGCAGGCGGCUGAGACGGGCGAGCUAUUUGCAUUCCCCGGCAGUCAUUUUUAUAUGCGGAGGUAAUGAAGUUGUCAGCGGCGCCCCGAGUGUGGCAAAGCCUGAUACUCAAAUCGCUCUGCCGGCUCCGCCUGCUCCCGCCCGCCGGUCCCGGGAGCCUCAGGCUGCGCGCGCCCCCUCCGCAUCCCCGCUUCGCCCCGCGACUGCGCGCGCCUCCUCGUCCUCCCCCGCGCCUUUGUCUCCGUCUCCUUCUCCCUUCCCUCCUCUUUUGUGUCUGGCCAGACUCAGCCCCAGAAACCAGCCACCCUGCAGCGUCCGACUGCCAGGGACCCCGCACGCCGCGAGAAACCCAACACACGGCCAUUGAGUCAGGCUGCCGAGAAAAGGCUGUUCCGCAGUUGCAGCCCUGGUGAGGAAAUGAGGCGGAAAGGUGGACGCACCUGCCUGGAGUGGUUGAAGGAAGGCAGUGAACAUCCACGCUCUUGGGGUUGGUUUUUCUGGGCCUCUGUAGCUGUGCUGCUUACUGGGGCAGCCACUGACCACAAGAGGCUGCCGAGCGCUUGCAGUGUGGCCAGGCCAGACCAGGAUGUUCUCCAAGUGGGAAAUACACACUCCAUUGUAAAGAAGACUGUAUGAAAAAAAGAAUGUGAACUGGCUCAUUCAUCAUUUAAAAACAUUGAUUGCAUAUUGAAAUGAGAAUAUUUUUGGGUGUAUGGGGUGAAAUAAAGUAUCAUGAAUUAAAUCUUUUUUUAAA
Symphalangus syndactylus (siamang) is the source of this 860-nucleotide messenger RNA. RefSeq lists its product as uncharacterized. NCBI's taxonomy places the organism in Eukaryota, Metazoa, Chordata, Mammalia, Primates, Hylobatidae. The record is from RefSeq and is a predicted model, not a curated record.